AUCAUUUAACCACCCCAAAAACCCUUUCACCCACACCCUCCUCCCACCUUCCCCCUCCCUUUCCUUCCAUUCGCAGGCUGGUGACAAACGCGCUUUCAACCGGUGCGCGUAUGGCGCGUGAAGUGUUGUGACCGAACCCCCGGGACCGCGAUCGUCGUCCGUAGCGUUGUACGCCAUCAUCACCGACCAAAACUUUCCCAUACGCCUUUGAGUUCGUGUUGAUAGUCGCACCGGGCCGCCAAUCGAAUCGGCGUUUUAUCCGGCGUCCGGGGAGAGUCCGUGUUACUGAGUAAUCUGCGUUUCGGUUUCGCUGCGGCCGCUGGCCUGUUAUCGGACCGGAAGUACGCGCGACACAGUGCGGGUGAUUCGGCGUGGUCGUUUGCUUCGCUAUCGGUGUACCGCGAGUGCCGCGACUAUUGUUUGUGCGUGUGCUAGUAUUUGUUCGUGUGUGUGUGUGUUGUUUACUAGUGUGUGUUCGUGUGAGUGUGUGUGCUAGUGUGUAACUCGACCCGGAUUGCGGAGGAACCAGGACGCCAGCACCGUUUAUCCAGAUCAAAAUGAAGAUCGUUGCCGUAAUGCUGCUGGUGGCGCUGCUAGCGCUGGCAGCCCGUGCCCGACCAUCCACCGGUAAGCUCGAUCCGUCCGAUCUCGCCGACAUCGCCCUGGUGGAGGAGGAUGUGGCGCGCAUCAAGCGCUCCGGGCUCGGUUCGGGCAGCGGCUCCUUUGACCUGCUCGGUGGUCUCAAGAAGACCAUUCUGUCCGGCAUAGGGUCCGCCUCGGCAUCACUGGUCGCCGGCAGCAGCAGCUCGUCGCUUUCGUCCGGCUCGGGACACGGCAGCAGUGGUGGCAGCAGCUCCGGACACAGCUCCGCCGGCUACGGUUCGUCCGGCCACUCGUACGACAAACCACACGAGGAGUCCCACUUUGAUGGUUGGUCGCUAAAGAAGUCGAUCCUGAACACGCUGUUCCAGGCGGUGAAGGCCAUCACCGGUGGCGUGACCGCCAUCAAGGGUCAGCUGAUCAAGGGUUCCGGCUAUCUGGUGAGCGGUGCCGGCAAGCUGAUCGCAUCCGGCGGCGAUGCCGUGACCGGUGUCGGCAAGAAGAUCGCCCUGUCCGCCCACCUCAUCCCACCGAAGCACGGUUCCUCCUCGUCGCACCCAUUCACCAAGCUGCUGUCGUCCUCGUCGUCCGGCCUGACCGCUACCCUCUCGCACUCGUCAUCACCAUCGUCGCACCAUUCCGGCGAGCAGCAUCACUCCGGCGAAAGUUACACCAGCUACGAGGGUCCGAGCAGCUACGGACACGAUUCACACGGUUCCAGUGGCCCAUCCGGUCCGUCCUACAUCCCGCCCGCCAAGAGCUCGCACAAACCGUCGCUUAACUCGUACGGCACCGAGCUGGAGCAUCACGGCCACGGUGGUUACAGUGGUGGCAAGUACGGUCACUCGUCCGAUGCGCACCACCCCUACGGAUCGUACGAGCACGAGCAUGGCCACUCGUCACCGGUGGAAGCGUCGGACGUACUGCGAGAGAUACUGAACCAGAAGAUACCGAGCCACGGUCACGGGCCGAAGAAGGUGAUCGCCCAGUACGAAAUCCCGUCCGACUCGCAUCCGCCACCGUUCAAACCGAUGAAGCACGGCUACCUACCGCCCCACUCGGUCACCCACUCGAUCACCACCUCGUUCGGUGCGCCGGCGGAACCAGCGGAACCGGCCUUCCCGAGCUCGUACGACAUCUACCGCUCGAUGAGCCUGAAGCACGCUGGCCACGGUGAUCCCUCCUCUUCCUCCUCCUCCUCCUAUCCGAGUCCACGCUCGAAACUGCAGGCAUCGGUGUCGUACGAGCUGGUGCCACCGCGCCCGGGACCGCCGGCGGACGAGCUGGUGUUGGGCGAGUUGACGAAGCACCUUGGCAACGGCAUCGAGGUCCAGAAGUCGCUGACGUACGAGAUUGCAGACCCCUCGCAGACGCACCUACACCACAAGCGACGCUCUGACGACGACCACGUGGACGAUCACACCGACUCCGAGGCGCAAUCCUCGGGUGUUGAGGCACAAUCCGCUCCCACCAGCACCAGCACCAGCACCGUGACGUAGAACGUGACCCACCGAUUGCGAUGAGUCGAAUGACGACCAAUGACGACGACGAUGACGACACGGUCAAGGACUCUCAUCCCUUUUCCCUUUCAUCCUCCCAUAUCCUUCUUCCACCACGAAAAAACCCGACCUUGCACACCAUGGAUCGAUCGUCCGACAAAACACAAAGAAUCCGAUUACAGCAAGAUCGUCGUGGGCUAGACGCGUAAAUGCUAGCUGAGGGUACCGUACCGUAACCUACUCCGUGCACAGACUAUCGCAGCCCUCCACCAUCACCACAUCGAUUCAUCGAUGACUCCAAGUUGCUCAAGUUGCUCACGUGUCCAGAAGAAGAACAAGAAGAAGGAGAAUACUCACGAGCGCGGCCGCUCGAGCGGCGAAGAUUUCAUUGCUCCAUCAUUUCCAGUAGACGUAAUCAUAGACAAGUAAACAGCGGCCGCAGGUAAGGUGCUACUAAUUGUUACGGGCCAACAUUGCAUUAGCCGGACACCAGCCUUCCUCGAGCGCUCCUGCUCUCGAGGCUGGCGGUCAGCACUAGAUUUUAGCUCUUAAGGCAUUCCGCUCCGAUUCCUUCGUGUCGUGGUGAGGAAGCGUGGCGAAUGCACCUCACCAUGUUGGGUUUGUUGGGUACUAGCGGACGCAGUCACUCACUGUGUCGGUGUCUCUCUGCCCUUCCUCUGCCAGUCUCUCGCUCUCUCUCUCACACACCGGUCUUUUGUAUAUUUAUUCAAGUUCAAACUUACCCCUCCUGAAGACCGCACCCGUCCGUUCGGUAGUUCACUAGCGAGCGAUUAGCUUAAUAAGAAAGAAAGAAAGAGAGAGAGAGAGAGAAAGAGAGAGAAAGAGAGAUAGAGAAUACUAGGGACGGGGGUGAAUAAUAAA
Anopheles aquasalis is the source of this 2981-nucleotide messenger RNA. Its product is annotated as hornerin. The record is from RefSeq and is a predicted model, not a curated record. NCBI's taxonomy places the organism in Eukaryota, Metazoa, Arthropoda, Insecta, Diptera, Culicidae.